AUGUCUUUUGAACAACGAUCAAUUCCGACAGAAGAUAGGAUCAGCUCCUUUCCAGACCAUAUUAUAUGUCACAUUCUAUCUUUUCUCCCAACCAAACUCAGCGCAGCUACAAGCAUCCUCUCAAAGAGAUGGAACCCACUAUGGCUCUCAGUUCUUAAUUUUCACUUCGACGACCAAACCUUCCAAGACUUUAUCUCAUUUCGCCACUUUGUCUUGUCUGCCUUUCUCUCGCGACAAAUGACACUACCCCUCCAAUCAUUCCACCUCAAAUGUUCAAAAGAGUCUAGCUUCCAGCUACACGAUAUCAAUAGAUUUGUUUACGCCGCUGCUCAACGGCAAAUCCAAAACCUCAAUCUCGAAAUGUCCUGCACGAAUCUCCAAAUGUCCAGCAGGAUUAUCUUGAAAUUACCUCGUAGCAUUUUUAGUUGUAGAACCCUUAUUGUUCUUCAUUUGAAAGGGCUAAAAGUGAAUGACCUUUCUCAUGUGGCUGUGGCUGUGGAUUUUCCUUUCCUCAAAACUCUCCAUAUGUCUUAUAUACUUUUCGAAAGUAUUGAAUAUUUUGUACAGCUUUUAUCAGGAUGUCUCAUUUUAGAGGAAUUGCAAGCAGAAUAUAUACGUGUAAGUAAUAUAGAGUGGCUUGUUUCACAAGAAAUGUUUGUUGUAAGGGAAAAGUUUCGAAGUUUACCAAAGUUGAUCAAAGCAGACAUCACUAAAUCGCCUUUUUUGUUGACGUUUUUGCUCACUUUGUUUUGCAAGGAAGAGGCUCAGGUUCUACGUGCAGAAGUUGAAACACGUUACCUCAAUUACCUAAAGUUUCCCAAUCUAACUUACAUGGAGCUUAUUCUUCAUAAUCAUCAACGUGAGAAGUGGAAGAUGUUGCUAGAAACGCUGAAAAGUUGUCCUAAACUUCAAAAUAUUAUCAUUCAUGAGGGAUUUAGGAGUGAAGAGGAAGUUGUUGAUAAUUGGAUGGAUCCAGCAAUUACUCCGGAAUGUCUUUCAACACAGCUGAGAACAUGCUUGCUUAAAGGUUUUAAAUGCACGGAAUGUGAACUUCAAUUUGCCAAAUAUAUUAUGCAGAAUUCAAAAGUAUUGAACACCAUGUCAAUCAAGAUUGCCUCUUCUGUAGAUAUAAAUGUCAAGUACCAAUUGUCAAGGAAAUCAGCCUCAUGGACAAGGGCCUCAUCAACAUGUAAACUCUAAUUUAUGGAUGAAAGUUAGGGCAUAGUUGCAAUAGUUCUUAUAUGUCUACUUUUUCUAUUAGAUUCUUCAUAUGCAAUUGUAAGACUUUUAGUUUCAAAGGCAUAGCCUCUCUUUCGUUUUGACCUCUAUGUCAUUUAGAUUUUCAACUAUACAUUGACUUUCACUUUAUUAA
Messenger RNA from Medicago truncatula (barrel medic), 1372 nucleotides. RefSeq names its product F-box/FBD/LRR-repeat protein At4g00160. The transcript has 3 exons. The coding region runs from base 1 to 1200 and encodes 399 amino acids. Lineage: Eukaryota; Viridiplantae; Streptophyta; Magnoliopsida; Fabales; Fabaceae. Gene Ontology annotation, molecular function: protein binding. The record is from RefSeq and is a predicted model, not a curated record.